UGCGUAUAGUUACACUUGUAUAACAACAACAACAACAACAGCAUCACCAUCAUCAUCAGCAUCUUUAUCCUUAGCAGCUGGCAGGAGGCAGAGACGUAACACUGGGUCUGCUUUUUACCCGUGGGUGCCGAAUGUCAUAAGCCUGGAGUCGAUUAGAGCGGUAGAUAUAUAACUUUCCGGGACUGGCCCAGAGGAAGUGGGUCUCCAGUUUCAAGCCGACACAGUUGCUAACUGAAGACAUCCCUAACAUCAGCCUAGAAGUGUUUUUACUUGACCGCUGGUGUGGGACUGACCAGAGUGGACCUCCUGCCGUGUCGAGCCUUGGGGCGACGGAAUAUAGCAAACUGACCACUGCGACUGUCAGUUACCUCAGCAGGAUCACUUGAGUUCUUGAAAAGUCAUCUUUUUACCGAAGAGCUCGAGUGAAGUUAUACGACGAUUCCGAAGGAGCAGACGAAAGUUAAGAGAGUGGUUACGGUGCAUAUUCAAACAUCGGGAGGCUCUGAUUCCCGCGUUUAAUAUCGUCUUUCAUCAGAAUGACCCAGACAAAGGAUACCCCUGCUAAAAUGGGAGGCGUAGCCAUGGUGACCUCGUGCCAUUGUCGUUUUAGAGAUGGUAGAGCGAUGUGUGGGGCUGUUUCCUCACCCUCUUCCAGUGACCCUUCCAAACAGUGCCGACAAUUUUCGGUAAAUCAGAACCGUUCUUGUGUGACGCAUGGAGCCAGGAGUACUGUACCAAUCUCUAUGUCGUCUGUUUAUCAUCAAUGUACGGUUUUUCUAGUUUUAGUGCAUGUACUGACAAUGCUCGUGUCAACAUCACACGCGGCCUCCUUGUCCCGUCGAGUCCCUAAAACCAUCCAACAGACUGCAGUGCAAUUCCUCUCCCGCUAUGGUUAUAUUUCCGGACCAAGCCGGGAACUGGAUGAUCUCCGGGCCCCGGAAGACUUUGAAAAUGCCAUCAAACGUUUCCAGAGAUUCGCAAGGAUCCCGGAAACUGGCACAAUUGAUCACAACACCCUGGCCGUCAUGGCCAAGCCUCGCUGUGGCAACAAGGACCUCGACGGCACCCAGGGCAUUUUCUCCCGCCGGAAGAAACGCUUCACGUUGGCGCCGUCCAAAUGGGAAAACAAGCGCAAGCUGACGUUCAGAAUUCUGAACUACAGUCCGGAUCUGUCAAUAUCUGAGACUCGCACAGCGAUUUACAACGCCCUCUAUGUAUGGCAAAGGAAGACAACCCUUGAAUUCGAGGAGAAGAUCUUCGGGGAAGCCGACAUCAUGAUCAUGUUCGCCAGCAGGUAUCACCAGGAUGGCUACCCUUUUGAUGGCCAAGGCAAAGUUUUGGCGCAUGCGUUUUUCCCUGGUGAACAGCGUGGAGGGGACACACAUUUUGAUGACGAUGAGCAUUGGACCGUCAACUCUCAGGAAGGUAUUGACCUAUUUAUGGUUGCCGCCCACGAGUUUGGCCACGCCCUCGGCCUCGCCCAUAGCAACGUGCAGGGGGCGCUCAUGUAUCCAUGGUAUCAAGGUUAUCAGGAAAAUUUUGAGCUGCCCUACGAUGAUAUUAGUGGCAUUCAGACUCUAUACGGUGGUCGUCGUCCUCAACCAGACGACAACUUCACACCCCGCCUACCUCAGAUACCGACAAGGUCCCCGGAUGAGCCGAGCAGCACGCCCCCUACCGGCACGCCCCGCUCCAUCGAUCCAGAAGGAUCCAUUCCGAACCCUUGUACAAUGUCGUACGAUGCCGUCGCUAUCAUACGACAAGAGGUCUACAUCUUUCGACAACGAUGGUUCUGGCGCUUGAACAAGGACGGUGUGAUACACGGAUCGCCGGUACAGAUUCACCAGUUCUGGCACGACUUGCCCACCCAUAUCGACCACAUAGACGCUUUGUACGAGGAUCCUGAAACGGGAAAAAUCAUCUUCUUUAUAGGUGACCGGUAUUGGAAGUUCGAAGCGAACUCGCUGGUGAAUGGGUUCCCAAAAGAAGGGAGACCACUCUCAGAGUUCGGAUUGCCCAGUGAUGUAAAGAAGAUAGACGCUGUGUUCGUGUGGUCGUACAACAAGCGGACCUACCUGAUCAGUGGAGACAUGUACUGGAAGUUGGACAGUAAGAACGUGGCGGAGUUCGACUACCCACGUGACAUGAGCGUGUGGAGAGGUGUGAAACUUCCGGUGAACGCCGCCUUCAAGUACUGGGAUGAAAAGACAUACUUCUUCCAGGACCAGUUUUACUGGGAGUUUAAUGACAAUAGCAUGGCAGUAAAUCACAUAGACCCCAAAAAGUCGUCCACAAAAUUCAUGCGUUGUGAAAACGCCGAGGUGAAUUCCGCCGAGCAGAUGUACUCCGCCAGUCUCAACAAUGCCGUGGAGCAUUCUGGGAGUCGAAUCACGUCAUCUGCUGUUGUAUUACUUCUCCUGACUUCCAUUCUCUUAUCGAACGAUCUUUAAUGAAGGAUUCCCCAAUUAUUAAUCAAAGGUGAUAUAAUGUAGGCCUGCGAGCCAAAUCAAAAUGUAUUUAAAUUGGAAAAGUCUUUAAAAAGAUAUUUGGAGUUGCAAAAGAGCUUGAGCUUGCGUUUGAAAGUAAUUGAUGGGGAAUUGAAUGUUUGCCAACACUGAAAGUUGUAUUGCACGUGCAGGGUAUUGAAGCUUGAGAUUUUUUUAAAAUACUUCCCAGUUGCAAUGUUCGCAAGGUGUUUUGUAUAAGCUCUUGUACAUUUUGUAAGUGCUAGAUUGUAUAUUUUGAAAAAAAAAUCACCGUAGGCAUAAAAACAUGAGCCUAUUUUUAAAUUUGAGAAUUAAUUUUCAGAGUGAGGCUGAUCCUCAAACUGCGGAAGUGACAACACUAUGUAUUAUCACGUGAUCUACAGGCGAGAAAUUACGAUUGCUCAGAACCAAUCCGAAGAACGUAAACAAAAUAUGUACUUUUUAAUUUAUUCAAGAUCAUUGUCAUCUAAAUAGUUAUGAUUGGUUGUCAAAAGUCAUUUGUGCAUUUUGAAGACGUGGCACAUAAAGCUCACAUGUAGACACCAUUUGACCAAUGACUUUAUUAACCCUGAGUUUAUCGCCAUCAUAAAGUUUACCACUGAGUUGUUCACGAGACCAAAUUAUUAUACAGUUUGAUACAAGAUUUUUUUUACCUUUGUGUUUUAUAUCAUAUUUAAUAUAUAUACUGUGCGUUUAGUUGCAUGAAGAUAACUCCUUGACAAUUCAGAGUAUGUAUUUUAGUAUGUAUUAUUGCAAAAAUAUUGUUUAAAAUUGAGUGCGUGUGAAUGUCAUGUGUAAAAUGAGUUCAGAAAAGGUCGACAUACCCGUAUUUAUUUUAAAUGCAUAUAGACGAAACAUUUUUUCAGAAUUCUCGUGACAUAUUAUUUCGUUUAGGCCUAAACUUUCCGCCUGGCAAGUACCGUCUAAGGAUGAGUCAGUGAUAAAGAAAACGUUGCCUUGGUCCACGUGUAAAUGACGUCACCAUGCAUGGCUGUAGGCCUAUUUAGAUUGUGCAUGAAAGCUAUGCUUUCAAGCAACUUUGACAUUUUGUAUGAAGCACAUAAUCUCACUCCUGACGUCCACCCCAAGCUCAGUUAUUGGUGAAUUUUACAUUUUUCACACUCAGCGAUUUUCAGGCAUUGUUACCUCCUCGGAGAUUUUUCAGCAUUAUUACCCCUUCGGUGAUUUUCAGCAUUAUUACCCUCGUCAGUGAUUUUCAGCAUUAAUGACAACCUCAGAGAAUGUAUAGCUGCCGAUGUCAACUCCAUCGUGAUACAUGUAUUCGUUCUAUAUGCAUUAGCUCUGCUUUUGCAAUCAAAAACAUGGUCCCUUUUAUGUGAUAAAGCUGCCAUCCAACAACAACAACAAAAAGACAAUAACGGUUGCGUCCAAUUGUUAGUUUUGCUCCGAAGUAGAGAGACUGUCGAGUUAAAAUGGCGUUUCAUUACAAAUCGCAAGCAAAGAUUUCAUUUCCCUUGCGACUGAUUAGUUGUUGUGCAUAGAGCACCAUGCAGGGCGACAGUCUUCUAAACUGAUAUUUGUUGCCCGUUAAAAGCCAAUGAACGCAGGGCGAAGGUUUCAUCCAAUGAUACCAUUCGAUACAAAAUAAGGUUGAAUUCACGCAUUAUCUACUCAACCUCCCCACUAGCUCAAGAAAGUAGUGCCAAAUGAGAGCUUGAUAAAAUUAAGUACCUUAUAUUUAUAUUCGUUAUGAGGGUGUGGCAUCAGCCGUUAACUCUUACACUUACGGUAUUGUGAAUCCUUAUACAUGUACAUUUUUGUCAGUCCUCCCCAAGCGCGUGGAUUUAUCCGCAACAGACCGUAGAAGCAAUGUGUAAGUCAAAAUUCUAUACAUUACAGCGUGUAAGUGUACGAUUUUUAAAUGAGUGUGCAAGUGUAUCCCAGAAUGAUAUAGUCCGUAAUGCUGUCACAAGUUAUACGUGGUUGCUUUAAGAUGUCACUGGCUUCAGAUCUUAAGGUAUUUUUAUUCUUUAUAAAUUUGUAUCACUGCUGAUUGUAUGGAAGACGUGUUCCAGUCUGUUUUCACACUCAGAACUUACCAAUAUGAGAUUAUGUCAUAUGAUAUUAUAUGUUUGUAAAACUAAUGCACGGUUGUAUCACACAUCCUUUGAUAUUUAUUUAGGGAGAUAUGUUUAGCAGGAAGCCUAGUAUUUCCUGAGAAGCCUAUGGCUGAAAUUUGGUAGAGAAACAGCAAUAAGAAGGUUACCCAUUAAUCACUCGGUGGGAGUUACAUGUGACAAGAAUGAUCCACUGCUUAUCAUAGUAGGUCGGCUCUGUGGGAUAUCAGGAAUAUAGUCUCCAUACUUUGUGGCUAUGAACUUAUGUGGGUUGUGAUAUGACCCAGCUUUGGUUGUAAAUGUCAGAUAAUCGUACGUAUGGGUGGAAUAUAAUCAGGUGACAAAGUUACAAUAUGUGAACCUAAAUUUUUGCACCUAGCUUUAUUUUGCACGUAUAACUGCACCUUAGUGAAUGACGUGCAAAGACGAGGAGAUUGCAACGCGGUACUGAUUUCUCAUUACGCUGUACGUCCCAAGGAAAUAGUCUUCUCUCUUUGUGAGAAAUGUGCCUUGCGCGGGUUCUGAGAGAUUCGACUGAUGAGUCUUUGAGAAAGAGAGCUCGUGUAUUCUUCCUGAGUUAGUCUUAGCAAAGCACAGCACCAGUGAUGAUUACAAACAUACAUUUAUACUUAGAGCGAAUUACUUGGGCUUGAGCUUGGAAACAGAGCUUUGGUUCAAGAACAACAACAAAAAAAAUUGCAAGCUUUUUUUGUCUUUCCUCUUUAUUUUCAUAAACUGGUUCGGGUUUGAAUUUUUAAAAUAGCAAACCAAAUAUCUGACAAUUUUCAGUGAUGAAUUUGCGGCGUUAUGAAGAACUUUAAACAGUUUUAGUUCGUGCUUCAAACAGUUAAUUUUCAUGGGGUACAACAUGCAUAAGCAACUAAAGGUCGUAUAAACAUCUUAGCAAAUAUACAAGAGAAAUCCGAAAGAAUAAUUUAAAAAUAUAUCAAUACCAUGCACUAUAGUGAUAAAAGAAUGGUUGUGUACGGAAAUCCCUCAUCUGGUAUAUAUUGUAUGUUGAAGUUUAUGUGUUUGUGUAUUUAUGUGUAUUUUCAAACUUUAUUUUCGCCAGUACAAUGCUAUCAUACAAAAAAGGUUACGGGCUUAUUCAGUGUAUUUUAUGUUACGUACGGUAUUGUCUUGUAUAUUUGUCUAAAUGUAGUCUGUCACUAUUCAUUAUAUAUACACUGCCAAAGUAAGUUUAUUUCUCAGCACACAUCUGAGUCAGAAAAUCAAUAUUUAUAUAUAAAGUAAUUUAUUGCACCAUUUGUUUCCAGUGUUGGGUCGUUUGCUAAUCUGUACCACCCAUAGUAUAUAUUAGUAUAUAUAGAGAGUCAUUGCCAUAUAGUGUAAAGUUCUGCAGCAUUACUUUUUGUUACAGUACAGUUUAAAAUGGCAUAAUGGUUUAUGGCAUAACAUUGUAAUGUUCCCAUUCCGUGUAAUAUUAUAACAUUACACCGUAAUGUUCCCAUGUGGUGUAAAAUAAUGGCAUUACGCUUGAAUCUUCCCAUGUGGUGAAAAUUAUGACAUUACGCUGUAAUAUUCCCACAUGGUGUAAAAUUAUGACAUUACGCUGUAAUGUUCCCAUGUGUUCUGUAUUGUCCCAACGUGAUGUAAAAUUAUGGCAUUAUGCUGUAAUUUUCCUAUUCAGUGUAAAAUUAUGGCAUACCGUUAAGUUCUGCUCAAGACAGGAUAGCAACCAUGGUUAGAAUUAUACUGCGGAUCCUGUAUAAGGUUAAUUCUGUUUCUUAUUUUCUGCACUCGAUGAACACUCAGGUUUUCGGUAUAGUAUUGAAUAGAAAAACACAAUGUAGAUAUAACUUAUUUCUGUAUCUUUAUCACCUGAAUUCUUGAAAUAAGCAUGAAAUAUGUUGUCAAUUAUAAGUUUGUUAUUGGCUUCCUUUAUUUUUGUGUUUUUUGUAAUUUAUCAUUUUUCAUGCCUCGUGUUUCAUCGGUUAAGUGAAUUUUACUUUGUCGAAGAUCCACUUGACUAAUCGAGUUAUUUGUCACAGGAAUCACCACAAGUCUGUUAUUCACAACAAUAUCACUAUCACCCCUAUUCCAUACAUGGACUCGAUCGAGCCCAGACCCUUUGUUCUUCCAGUUUGCUAUGUUCAGCAGAUAUUCUGAACGAAUGGUUUCAGUGUUUAUGUAGCAUAUAUAUGUCCCUUUUUCGCUGCUUUGACAUGCAUGUACGACAUUUAUGUGUUGUCUGAGAAAGAUUUCAUUCAAAAACAGUAUGGGUUAAAUUAUGGUUACAAAGUUCUUCCAAAUCCCGUUUAAUUUCGAUUUUCAAUUGCACAUUGCAUUGCCUUUCCCUCAUUCUUUUCCAUUGAAAUGUAGGAGUUGUUGGCCAGACAUGAAGUGGGGUGUGAUGUGUAUUUUUGUGACUCUGGAUUUAGAAAGAAUUUGUGGCGGCUAGACCAGUUUACGUCAUUAAGUUCUCGUUUCUGAAGACAAUCCAGUGUAUAUGACGCCACAGCUUCCAAAAAAAAAAAAAAAAUGACGACACAGGCCUAGCCUACUUGCAACCAAGCAAUGCAUGUCAGAUUUUUUUUUUUAAAUUUAUCCGAUGAAUUGAGUAAUUUAUGGUUUUCAAUAACUGCAGUCGUGAAAAUGUGAAGAACAAAAGUUUUUUUUCCUGGAGUACAAAAUACAUAAGCAUGCCACAUCCAAUCCAGACGAUGCAGCUUACAGCGGCAUUUGUGGUCGUUGUUUAAUUUGUUGACGCGAUGUAUUUGGCUUGUUAUGGUGAACUCAAAAUAAAUUUUUCUUUGUA
This is a messenger RNA of Liolophura sinensis, 7343 nucleotides long. Its product is annotated as matrix metalloproteinase-25-like. The record is from RefSeq and is a predicted model, not a curated record. The coding region runs from base 537 to 2450 and encodes 637 amino acids. NCBI's taxonomy places the organism in Eukaryota, Metazoa, Mollusca, Polyplacophora, Chitonida, Chitonidae. Gene Ontology annotation, cellular component: extracellular matrix. Gene Ontology annotation, biological process: extracellular matrix organization; collagen catabolic process; proteolysis. Gene Ontology annotation, molecular function: zinc ion binding; metalloendopeptidase activity. The transcript has 10 exons.